AUGUUCCUGCUGGUCUUCUGGUACAUUGCCGAAAUGAGCGAUCCAAGUCUUGGCAUCCAACCAGAUGGAAAUGCGAACGACACUUUGACAAAAACGUCCCCCUCACCUCAGCAGUUCUCCCAAUCCACCUUCCCCGCGCCCCCAACCUUCCAUCGCUCGUUCUAUCGCCGGCUUCUAUCGGUGCGUUUUUCGUCGGUAUCUUUGGGUCUUUGGCUGCUGCUGGAUUGUGCCUUCGUCGUGUGCUGUGUCGCCUUCGCUGUCGCGUUUUUUUUUUUUGCGGCCCUGCGCUCGGAAGUCGCCGGGGUUUCUCCUUUGCGGUAA
Messenger RNA from Penicilliopsis zonata CBS 506.65, 321 nucleotides. RefSeq lists its product as hypothetical. The record is from RefSeq and is a predicted model, not a curated record. The transcript has a single exon. Lineage: Eukaryota; Fungi; Ascomycota; Eurotiomycetes; Eurotiales; Aspergillaceae. The coding region runs from base 1 to 321 and encodes 106 amino acids.